Messenger RNA from Lymnaea stagnalis (great pond snail), 12380 nucleotides. Lineage: Eukaryota; Metazoa; Mollusca; Gastropoda; Lymnaeidae. The record is from the annotation of a GenBank genome assembly.
AUGGCAUGCGAUGAGAGUGUAUCUGAUACCCAACCAGCUACAACCGCUCAACCUUUGCCAACAACACCAGUGCGCAUCCCUUUUGAAAAUCUGCCAUUUUCCCCUUCGCAGGUGAUUUGAGCCAUUUAAUAUCCGACGUGCUUAUAUUCAGAUUUUAAUUUUUAGAUUCCGUAUUGUUGUAGACACUUGAAGAAAUCGACACAUUUAUUCCUCAGUUCCUGAAUAGUCCAAGUCAUUCUUCUCGUGGCAAACUGACCUCUACUCCAAUGUCCAGUCAGGCAUCUUAUGGUCACUCUCACAGCAAUGGGUAAGUUGUGGCCUAGUUUCAUAAGUCAAGAACCUUACAAGAACAAGUUAAUUUAUCAAAUGGAUUUUAACUUAAUUUUUUUUUUUGCAUGUACUUUUGGUUUUUCAGUGGUAGGGAGUCCUCACCUAGGACACCAACUCCAUUCAAACAUGCCAUUGCUGAAGUAGAGAGGAGAGCACAGAGCAAAACAUGGGUGAGUGCUUGUCUGCACUAGUAAUCACUAAUAGAUUUAACAUUUUAUUUUAUUCAGUUGAUUGAAAGAAAUGAUUUUAUGCUUCACCGGGGCCAAAAUGGGAUUUGUAUUACCGAGGCACUAUAUAAAGCUUAUUUUCUUGCAAAUGGACAAUUUCUUUCAAUUUUCCGUUUUGCUUCAGAAAGUCUCAUACUGUCACCUAGCUCCAUAUGAAGCAUAAACAAACUAUUAAUCGGAGUAACAUAAAUUAUACAAAUCAUGGAAAUUGAAGAAUGGGAAGAAAAUGUGUGCUUUCUACCCAAUACUGGCGCUUUAUGAAUUCAUUAUUGACAAUUUUUCUGCACUUAUUAGCAUCAUCAAAAUUUAUGUUUUUAAAUCUUUGUGGAAUUUUUCAAUACUAAAGCAUCUUUUUCCCAGCGAUAGUCAUCAGGCCAAAAACCCCAAAAAUUGUUUCUGUAAAAUAUGAAUUGAUAAAUUAUGUAUUUUAUCCAUUAAUAGAGUCCCAGUGACCUUGAUGACCUUGGUGAAGUGCUUAAGGAUUGUGAUGCUGGUUAUGAAGCUGAUAUUUCAUCUGGUUUACAUCCAACAUCACAGACAAGGCUCUCAAAGCGAAAACCAAAUAAGGAGGUAGAUCAUGUCAGUUUAAUUCACAACUUUGAUUGUGAUUUUUUACAUUCUUCAUUUUCCUUUUAACUGUUUCAUAUUAUAAUGCUUCUAGUGGAUUUAGUUUCAAGAGUCAAUUUGUAUUUAAAAAAAUUUAGUGUUAUUAAUGAAGGACUGUGUUCAAGCUGUGUGAACGCAAUAGUGGAACAAGGUACGUGGAAGCUUGAAAUAUAAAGUCUGGACAAUAAAAGGAGAAUGUUUUGGGUAAGUGCCUUCUUCAACAGACAGGACCAAAAAAAGAAAAUUGUCAGUUCAAAUCUUAUUUUUCACAAUAAUGAUACAUAAAUUUGAUUACUUGAUGUAAUCUUUUGGAUAGAUCACAUAUUUUGGUUAUGGAAAACCCAACUUCCAACAACAACAUGUUGCAUUCAUGUCGAACUCCAAACACACUUCCAAGUUUUUUAACCGUUUUUUUAUUUCUUACUGUUUCCUCUUUUGUCCUGUCUGGUGAAGAAGGCUCUUAGCGAAAAUGUUCUGCUUUAAUUUCCUGUCUUUAUAUUUCUAGCUUCCACAUACCUUGUUCCACUAUUUCCUUAAAAAAUGUAUUGUGUUGUUAAAUUAAGAAUAUAAGUUAUUUCUAAAUCUAGCUUAAUUUUCAGAAUCAAAACGUUUGAAUUUACUUAAUUCUUUUUUUAUAAAUCUCUGUAAGUCUUAGCUCCUCAUCAACAUCUCAAAGCCUAAAUCUCAACUUGAAACCAAACAAUUUUGAGAAUUACCAAAACAAAAUUGCCCACCAGAAGCAUUUUUUUAAACGUUUGUUUUCUCCCUUAUUUAUAAAGGUGUUUAAAAAUUUUUUGAAAACUCUGAAUCCAAAACAGAAAUGCUAAUAGAUUUUGUCUUCGUUAUUUUCUAAAAAUUAAUAUAUUAAAUUUUAUUUUGGUUUUUAUUUCAAUUAAAAGAAGUUUGACUUUCAGAAAUUUGAAAUUAUGUAUUUCAUGUAACUGUUAAAAUUUCAGGUUUUCUGUAGCUUAUAUAUAUAUUGGAUUUAAAAGUAAUUUUUCAAAGUGGAUUAUGUAACCAUAUAGUUUAUACUGACUACUAUAUUUCAUAAUGUUUGCUUGUUAAAUCUUUUUUUAGUAGGGUAUAAUGGUUAUAAUAUUUUAAAUUUUAUAUUUUUGCAAUGUAUUUUAGCACAUCCAACACAAUCGCCGAGUGAGACAGUCCCUGGAAAAUAAAUUAGCUCAAGAACAUGACUCAACCACAGAAUCGUUAUUCCACUCACCAGAGACGCCUGUAAGAUUUUAGACCUAUGAUUACAUUCCAGUAGCUGUAUGUUUUAAUAUAUAUAAUUAUUGAAUAUACUUGUUAUGAGCCCAUUGUUUCAAAAGCAGACACCCAUAAAAUAAUGCCAGUAGCACCAAUAGGAUACUUGACUCUUUCCAUGCCAAGGGGUUUUCCACGUUUGUGCCAGACCGGUUUUCGGCCAAUGGAAAUAUUUUAGGGUGCUCUUAUCAAUUAUUGAAUUUUAGGGGUAUCUUUUUUGUAAACAAGCUAGCUGUAUUUCAUAUCAAAAUAAAGGAAUUGGAACAGAGAGUAAUAAUAUGUAAAAGAUAAAACAAUAAGCCAAAAAUAGUUUAAUUUUAUUAGUAAUAUUCUGAGAUGAAAUUUUUAUAUUUUUUUUUAAAUGCACACCAAAUCUGAACUUAUCAGACUACUAUAUGGUCUGUGUAGCUGAUAUCCUAAUUCUGUUAAAAAUCAUCAGAAAGUAUAUCCAUUUUUUAUCAGAAUGCAUUUUUCAUUUUGAAAAUAUUUCAUUUAGUGACAGAGUUACACACAUUUGUGUAACAUUAAUGUCAACAGAAGAAGACAUUUACUUUGCAUAUGUAUAUAUACAUAAAUGUCAAACACAUUAUUUACAAAAUAUUUACUUUAGAACAAAUUUCUUUCUGUGUGGCCCUUUCUGAAGCACUUCUUAACACACAGAUGAGGUCUUCCUGAGCAUCUGAUGCACACAUAGCUGCAGAGUUUGGUUAUUUUGUGCACUAAACAGUAUGCACACUGUCAAUCAUGCCCAUCACAGUCAAUCAGGUGCUUAUUUUCACUGAGACGCCUCUCUGCACUGUCGAUGGGCUUUUCCCCUGGCUUUGAUAGGGUGGACUCUAGGGGAAUGAGUAUAUCAGGGUCCUGAAAUUAUUCUUCCUGAAUCUUUUCUGCCUAAUUUCCAACUUCUCCUUGCAGCAACGGGAGUAGUAUUAUUUGAAUCCUCUUAGUAAAAUAGUGGUCUUGAAAAAUUCAUAUCUUUUGAGCGACUUGAACUAGAACAUUGAUCUCUACUGUGUUCUUUUCUUUGUUAUAUUUUCAUUUCUAUUGUUGGCUGAUGAAGGCUUUAUGCCGAAACGUCCUUGUUUUUUGUCCUGUUACCUUAUUUCAAGCUUCCACAUACCUCGUUUCACUAUUUCAAACAUUGAUCUUGGUGUUUUUGUAAUCCAUUCUUUUGGCUCUAUAAGCUGUGGUGUUUUUUAUAUUUUAAAAAAAAAUUGGAAUUUUUACCAAAGUGCCAACAGUCACCACUAUUACUAUCACUUUCGCCAUUCUAUUAAUUACUAUUUCCAUUUGGCAUUUACCGACCCAUCAGAAAGAUAAAUAGCAUCACUGGAAUCAGAUUCAAAUGAUUCAUGGUUAUAGUCAGAUGUUUAAGCAUUAAUAAUUUGCAAUAAAAGCUCUUUUCGGAAACUUGACCACCUAACAUGGUCUUACAACAGUUGAUGUCCUUGGAGCAGGCGUGGCCAGUCUUUUGUUUACCGCACAACAGUUUCAUCACAAAUCGGAAAAAAAGAUUAUUAGAAAAAAAAUAUGUAAAGAAACACUUCUUCUUACAGAAAGGAAGUAGGAAGAGUUAUCCUUCGUUUAGAACAUAAAAAGUCGGAUUAAUAGCCGCAGGCAACAAAAUAGACAACUGAAAUUAUUUCAAUGAUAUAUUGUGGGUUGGCACAAACGCGACCAGUCAAAUCGACGAUAUAUCAUGGAUUGGCAUGGGAAGAGUUAAAGAAAGUAAUAUUUUUUUAAUCCAUGCUUUUAAGAGUAAUUAUUUUAUAAGUAAAAAAACUUUAAAAAACUAAUAAAUAUAGGUACUUAAAAUUAAAAAAAAGUUAAAAAGUUAAAAUUUCAAGAAUUUAUGCAAGUACCGGUUAUACAGUAUUUAGGUAUAUAUAUAAAGUCUAUUCUUAUUGUUAGUUUUUCUGUUGAAAUCAAUAAAGACCAUUUUAAUGAUCUGAUACUGGCUGGCUCUGAUUCUGUCUGUGGGUACCCAGAUGGCUAAUAUAAGACUGAUUCUGGCACUAAAUGUUCUUCUGCAUGUUCAAGGGAUUAAUAUAUAGUCUAUAUAAGGCAAAGCAUUGGUUUAAAAAAAAAACAACUGCUUAGGGCCUACCUAUUUUGAACUUUCAAUUAAUUAAUUAAAGAUUUCCCAGAUAAUAAUAAUGUUUGCACAUGACAAAGUUACCUUUUUUUCAAAAGUUCUGUUUAUCAGGAGUAUCUAAAUAAAUAUUUUAUAAUUGGUGCAUUGAUGAUUUGUGAUCGGUUGUCAUGUAAAACAAGAAGAUUCCCUGCCCUAACUAUUGUAAGAGAUUUGAAAUUAUAAGUUUGAUUUAGUUUAUAGUAAACAAAUAAUUCUCACUGCUUAGAAAUGAGAGAAAUUAUUAUCUUGAAUUGAAACCAUCAUUCCAAAAAUAUAUGUGGAUUGUGGCAAUCAAUAUUUUAUAAAUAACUUAAGAGAGUCUUAUUUAAAAUGGCAGCAGAACAAGAGUUGGACCUUCCUAGUUUAAAUUGAAAUUAAAAUAAAGUCGAACCCGCUUAUCUCAGUUAUCUCACCAACCCUGUUAGGUGGACGUUUUUGAAGUAAAACCGCCAAAUUCUAUCUUUGUCUCAGCAUUAUCUCUUCGGUUAUGUCGAUUCUUUUAUGUCACCGAACCCUGAUAUCCCGAGCACAAAAGGCGGCCAAAUUUGCCACUUUAUGUCAGUUAUCUUGAUCCGCCGACUGAGAACCGGCUUUUGAACUUUGCAAGAAAAAAUAGCAAACAACAAAUAAACAAGUUUUGCAUAAUUAAAAAUAAUAUUUUUAUUUCUCAAAAUACAGUAGUGAAAGAAUCCCUAAGUUCAUUGUCACUUCCUUAUGUUGACAAAAGAAACUUAGAUCUCCAAUAAUCUCCAUAUGACCCUGUGACCUACCGGCAUUGACCGGGUUUAUGGUCUGUUUCCCGCAUUCGAAUAAUCUAUCGGCGCGCGCCACUAUGUGAAGUACCUAAUAUUAUAGACCUAUUUUAUUUAAUAUAACUUACAUUUUUAUAACAUUCGUUAAUAGAAAGUAGGUCUACUAAGUAAGGGCCUAAGCAAGCUGUCCUAACUCUAAGACUAAAAUGUGUACUCCACAAAUAAAGUAUUUAAAAUAUUAAUAUUAUAAUCAUUUACAGGAUACAGUCUAAUCAGUCAGUCUAAAUCUAAUAUUAAGUAAUCUAGACCUAGUCUAGGCCUAAAACAUAUUAUGCUUAGGCCAUAUAGCCUAUUAAUUAUUACUGACUUAAAUUAUUAAAUUAGGCAUGGCCUAAAAUUUAGGCUUUUUUUAGUGUAUUAGACUCAUUCUCAUUUAUUAACGCACAUCAUGUACAUAAAGAAAUUUCAAGCAAAUUUUAAUGUAAUGUGGUUUUCGUUUAUCUCGAUCAUCGGUUAUCUCGACGCUCUAUGGCAAACCCCUAGGCCGUCGACAUAGCCGGGUUCUACUGUACACCUUUGAUUACCUAUUGCUUUGGGUAUAAAUUAUACAAAAUAAACAUGUUAUGGCAGUGACAGCUUAUUGUCCAUCCCAUUGAUCAUCUUGUUUAUUUCUGGUAGAGCAAGUCACUGGCAGGAGAUACAAGUUUGCUGCUUUCCCCACCAUCAAUAAUAAAAGAGACACUUCCUGAGGAAGUUUUAGAAGAGGUCUUCAACCUUCCACAGAAGGUACAAGGCAGUACAAUACAAGUAAUACAUUUUUUCUUGAAGCUAUAUUACCAUAUAUUACAAAUGUUUUUGUUGCUGUUAACUCAUAUACUGCUUUCUAACAGAUUGGAAUGCUUUUGUUUUACUAAUAAUUCAUUUGUUAAAGGAGGACAUGUUAUUUUGUGUCAUAUGAUAAGAUCAUAGUUUCAUGAUGCCAGGCAUCACUUUUAUUCCUCUAGACUUCCCAGCUCUUGUGAUGUUCCUUAGAUUCUGGCCACCCCAAUUCAGUACUUGAAAGAUUAAAAAAAAAUAGUGGUUGUUUCAAAUAUUUAACUCGUUUACUAACAGGAGAUGUUAACAGUGGCUCUGGAAUACAAACUUGGGGCCAGAACUUGCUCAUGGUGCAAAGCAGUUCAUUCAUAAAUGUUUUUAAAAAAUAUUGUUUUAUCCAAAACCUAAGUUAUUAUAGGAUAGUAAAAAUUUAAGAUUCUCCACAUAGAUUUUAAAUAUAAGUCGUAUUUUUUAAUUUUUUUUUACAUUGAUACAGGCAUUCUUUUUUUCUACACAAGCUUCCAUUAGAAUAAGAGCUAUUUGUUGGUGGGGAAAAUGUUUAGACCACUAUUUCCCAAUGUGGGGCCCACGCCCCACAGGGGGGCAGUUUGGUUGUUGAGGGGGCAAUGCAAAAAAUGAGCUGUCUAGAUUUUGAAAGGAGAAAACCAACCGUGGACUAUGAUUUAACUUGUAUUUUAAAAGGAGAAUCGUAAAGUAUCAAUUUAAAAUAAGCAUUCAAGUGUUGUAAAAAUCAUUUAAGUUUCUUCAGUGAAAAACCCUAUUUUUGAAUAUUAAAAAUUAUGUAUUUGAUACAUGAGGGGUGUUUUAGAAAGGCUUUGCUGGGGCAUGACACAAAAAAGGUUGGGAAACACUCGUUUAGACCAUUUUUUUAACCAACUUUCCUUUAGCAGGAUAGCUGAAAUAAUUUGUGUAAAGUUCACUCAUUUUGCCUUAAAAAUAAAUCAUUAAAAUAUGGUUUUAAAAUUUUAGAAGUUAUUGGUACUGAUACAAUUCUACAAACCUUGAGCUGUAUUUUAGAACUAAAUGUAAGUCUAAAGGGAAUAGCAACCCAGUCAUUGUCCCAGUAUUAUUAUUUUAGAUGGACAUGUCUUACUAUCCAAUCUACUAUUAGUUUUAAGCAGCAAUUAUUUUCUAGAAACUACUGAUAAUUGUUGCUUAAUUAGCAUAUUAGGCUGAAGGUACACAUAUCUUUUAUUUAGUGGUCAAAAAUUAGUUAUUUAAUAUUUAUUUAUUUAUUAUUUUUUUUUAAUUUAAAAAGUUAUUUUGUCUGAAAAUUUGAAUGACCAUAUUCAGUUACCUGACAGAUUGUUAUCUGAUCUCUCUUUUUCAUUUAUUGCAUCUUUGACUUAGAAAUGUAAGAAUUUUUUUUUUAAAUCCUUUUUUCAUUGACUUGGCUUUUGAGGUUAUAGCUUAUUGUUGGAUGUAAAAAAUUUAAAGAAUUACAGCUCUUCUUGCUCGUAAUUUAUGUCCAGGGUACCCUAAAAUCUAAACAGCACAAUUAUUACUUUCUUAUCAAUUAAUUAAACACAUUUGAGAAGUGGUUCAAUAUCUUUUUAUGAAAAAUUGAACUUAGUCUAUGUGUACAGGUUUUCUUUCCCCACAGGCUCUUAUGGACUUAACCCAAUAUCUAAAUAGAACAAUUAUUAUUGCUUUCUAUUUAUCCACCUAAUUCUUUAUUUUUAAAAUCGGAAAUUCAAAAAGCUUUAUUCUGUACUGGUGAUGGCUUAGGUCCUAUUGGUCUAUUGUAAAUGGCUCAUAAAUCGGCUAUCAAACAUGUUGGGACCGAAUAAAAGCUUAACCAUUUUAUGAUUUUUUUUAAUACCAGGUUUGGCAAUAUGUCAGCUAUUUUAUAUCAAGAAAAAGCAACACCCUCUUUCCAUAUUUUUGGAAUGGAAAAUUCAAAACUCGCCGAUAUGCACGUCAUAUUAAUAUUACAAUUAUUAAAGUCUUUAAAUUUGGCUCUAGUUAGAAUCUCAAAAAAAAUUAUUAAUGUAAAUUUUUUAUUUUUUCCUCACAAAACAUAGCUCUUGGUUUUUUAACUAAUAAAUUAAACAACUCCUAAAAUCAAAGUUUUCAAUAUAAAUCCUUAUUAAAAUGUAAUAUAAAGCUAUGGGGAGUGGGGCUGAAAAUUUGAUAAAACAUGCAUACAAGUACGGUAACACACUUUAUAAGAAUCCCAAUGAGUCCACCCUCCAGGCUCACAACCGCACAUUUGUUUCAUGCUCCUGAACUAAUGACCCACCCCCUUUUACACCGCAGAUUUAUUUCAUCAACUAUUGUAGAAAAACAAAAGAAAAUAUUACGCACAAAACGCACUUGUGAUAUUUUUUUUAAAAAGAAUCUUAUUUAGCACAUUUAUCUGGAAAUUUCCUUCAUGUUCCCAUUGUAAAACAGGAACAGCUGAUUUGUUGGGGUUGGGCUGAAAAUUUGAUAAAUGUUUUGUCAUCGGCCAGUCUAUGUGCCAAGUUUUAUCUCAAUGGGUUGACAUCAAGUGGGUCAAUUAGCUGUCCGAAGAUUUUUUACAGACAGCCAUCCACGAACAAAAGCGAAGUUAAUAUGAAGGAUUUAAAAAUUAGUGCUGGCUAAUCUCACACAAUCUACAAUGAAUGGGAAAACCCAUUAUCAUCAUAUCAAAAACAAAAGGAUAAGAACAGAUUUUCACGAAGGUGGCAGGCGGCCUUGGUAUUUCUAGAUCUAGCUGUAGGAAACUCAUCCUAUUGAUACAAUAAAACAGAUUUUAAAAAAAAAAAAAUUAAUAUCUUGAUUUGAAAAAUGGACUUUAAUUAUGAAAAUAAUUGCAAUCAAUAAUUACUAAUACCAUGCAUUAAACAAAGCUUCUUACUAACCUUCUUUUUAUUAUAACAAGUGGAUAACAAUCUAGAGCCUAUAUACAUAAUGUUCCUUGGUUUUUCCUCUUGGUGAAUAGUCAUGUCAAACAUUAUUUUUUUUCCAAUUUUCACAAUUCCAAAGUACAUACUUCAUGGGAUAAAAAAUUUCAUUAUAGGGCACUUUACAAUACAUGUUAAUUCUUUCAGAGCGUCACUGGCUCUGUUUAUUUUGAGUUUGGUAAGUAUUGCAAAUGUGAGACAAACUCUUUUUUUUCUUCAUUUAUAUGGAUAUUGAUGUUAGUUUUUAAUUUGAUAAAUGUCAUCUUAAUAUGUUGGUCUUUUCUCAAACCUUUUACCUCUUGCCAAUUAUUUAUUCUUUGGGAUUCCUCUUUUAUGCAGAAAAUUAUAUUUUCUUAGUAUUUGUUGGGUUGUAACCAUUGUUGCUUAUCUUUGCUGUUUUUUUUUAAAAUUUAAACCAAUUUUUAAAAAAAAUUUUUUUUUUAAUUCAGCAAUUAAAAAAUUAUAUGUUUAGUGUAAUAAUGUGUGUACAUGUUUUUGUUUUUUUAAGGAACUUUUCAAGCAUUUCAAAAUAUCAAAACUUACUUUUUACAGUUCAAUGCCAAUUAGCUUCAUAUUAUGAAGACAAUUUUGAACUUAAAAUAUGUACAGUGGAACCUCUCAUAACGAGCACCUCUCAUAACGAGUAAUUCGCAUAAUGAGCAAAAAAAAAAUGUGAAGAAGUUGCUCCCUUAAAGAGCGCGAUAUUUUGCAUAACGAGUUACGCAGAAAGGGGAAGUCCCUUUUUCCUGACACACAUUUUUGAGCCGGGACUUCCGCACCGAUGCAUUAGUCCAGCGGUUCUCAAUCUGUGGGUCAUGACCCCUUUGGGGGUAGCGUAGCCCUUUCCCAGGGGUCGCCUUAGACUAUCUGAAAACACAUAUUCUUACAGCUAUGAAUAAUAAUGAAGUAGCAACGAAAAUAAUUAGGUUGCUGGGGGGUCGCCAAGACACAAGAAACUGUAUUAAAGGGUCGCGGCACUAGGAAGGUUGAGAACCAAUGCAUUAGUCUGUGUUUAGCACUCGGUCUGUUAGCAUAUUGUUUUCGUGUGUGAUCGCCAGUUUUUAAAAAUUUUGUAUUCAGUAUUCAGACAAUAUUCAUAAUUUUUUUAUGUGCAAAGUGUAAUAACUUAUGCUAAAAUGUCUUCGAAAAAAAAAAACACAAGAAGACAAUCAUAAAAGAGAAAAAAUAACUGUUGAAAUGAAACGUAAAAUCAUUGAAAAGCGAGAACAAGGUGUGAGCGUGGCUAUUCGUGCUACAAAUUUAUUCACUGAUAAUGCUGUGACACAUUUUCGUCAAAUUUGGAAGCGUCUGCAAAAACAAAUGUCUUUAGAUAGUUUUCUAGUUAAAAAGGAUUAAUUAUUUGUCAUAAAUUCAUAUUUUUAUUCUUCCUUCUUCUAUAUCUUAAGGGCCCACGAUCAAUUUAUUGAUCAUUUUGGCUCCUAUGCAUGUAGAUGGGAUUUGCAAUGUUUCUGUUACUGGUGGUGAUGAGGAAAUUAUGCACUAGGGGUUUGAAGGCUUGAGGCAAUAGACACAAAUGUGUCUAGUGUUGUCGCCUCAACUGUUCCUUUUGAAAGAUGGUUCCAGUCCCUGAUUGUCUUGGGCAGGAAUGAGCAGCUCCUAUACUGGCUUCUUGCUGGUAUGAGCCUGAAUUGCCUGUCAUGGCCUCGUCGCUGUCUAUGGGGGAGAGGGACGAGUUUCUGUUUAAUACUGGAACAGUGGACCAGCCCAUUAUUUAUCUUGUACAUCAUGGAGAGCCUGGAUUGUCGUCGUCGUUUCUCCAAUGGUGACCAGCCUAGUGUUUCUAGCAUGCUGCCAACACUAGAGGUAUUCCUGUAGCGGUUUAGGACAAAGCGUGCUGCUCGUCGCUGGACCGCCUCCAACCUGUCAAUGCUCUUCUGGGUAAAUGGGUCCCAGACUGAAGAUGCAUAAUCUAAAAUCGGACGGAUAAAGGCUUUAUAUGCUCUUUCUUUCACACAGGAGUUGCCAAUCUUUAGAUUUCGCCUUAAGAACCCCAAGGCUUGGUUUGCUUGGUUUGCUUAUUUACGUUUUUUGUUUCAAAUCUGAAUUGUAUUCCAAGUUGUUACACUCCUUAACAAUUCAUAAGUAAUUUUAUUUGAAAAAAUGUUAAUAAAAAUCUUUUGAAAAAGUAGUAUUUUUUCAGCAUGGAAAGCAUUAUCAUAUUUUACAUCGAUUUGUAUGGGAAAAAUUGAUUCGUUUAACGAGCGUUUCGCUUAACGAGUAAGAGCCUGGAACGAAUUAAACUCGUUAUGAGAGGUUCCACUGUAAUGAUUUUAACUCUUUAUUUUUAAGAAUUUUUUUCUGCAAAUAGUAAAAAACUAUAAACAUUAUAUGGAUAUUAUAAAUGUGCUGGUAAAAUAGAUGUUGCUUAAAUAAUUUUUUUGUUGAAAAUUUUGUUUGCACAAAUAACUAUUUUUAUUUAUUUUAUAUAUAUAUAGCUGGUCAUCCUCUCAAAUUUAGCAAUGUAACAUUGUUAUGGGGUAGACUAAAUCUAAACAAAUAUUUGAAUAUCUCUUGUCUUUUUUUAAAUUUUAAAAUAAAGUGUCACAUAUUAUAAAAAAAAUAUUUUAAUUUAGAUAUGUCCCAUUAUCUUUCACAGGGUAAUUUUUCCUUACAGAAUUGUGUUAAAGUUUAAUUUUUAAAAGUUUUCAAUCGAAUUUGUAGAGGUGGAAAUAGCUUUAAAGAAAUCCAGUUUUUGUUGACAAAUAGCUGUUCAGGUGUAAGGAGAGAUUUUGUUUUUCAAGAAAAAAAAAUGGAAUAUUGCUUUAUUUAUACAGUGAUUUAUACUGAUAGGAUACACUUCCAUUAAUUAUACCAUUAUUUGUUUUAGAGCUAAUCCUAAAUAUUUUACCAAAAACUAUUAAAAAAGUAAUAGGUGUAUUUUUGAUAAAUAAAUGGUUUGGUGUUGUUUUUUCAGCGCGAACCAGAAAAGAAAAUCCCGAAAAAAUCUGCGAAGAAAAUAAUGUUUACAGAUUCACCGCUAAAGCCGGUAGUAAAGGUACAGAUUGUAAGAAUAUUUAUUUUUUGUGCAUGUUACUGUCAGAAGUUGUGAGCUGUUAUCCUAGUUUAAUAUUUGUAUGUAUAACUGCUGGCUGAUAAUAUGGGAUAGUCACUGAAUUUUUGGACAUUCCUAACGAGUUGCUAAAAGAUGAUUUUUUAUUUUCAUUUAGCCAUUAACUAAAUUUUGUGUCAAUCAUGUAUCGCUUCUAUCUGUGAUUUCUUUUCUUCACAGAUUGAUCCAACUUAUCGAAAAGUAGCGUGUGGCCUUACCAAAGAUCAGCUGGACAUGAUACAGUUGGCUAAAAAUUAUUUACAGGGGAAUUAA